Messenger RNA from Gracilinanus agilis (Agile Gracile Mouse Opossum), 3236 nucleotides. RefSeq names its product tumor protein D52 (gene TPD52). Gene Ontology annotation, biological process: B cell differentiation. The transcript is spliced from 8 exons. Gene Ontology annotation, cellular component: mitochondrial small ribosomal subunit; cytoplasm. The record is from RefSeq and is a predicted model, not a curated record. Lineage: Eukaryota; Metazoa; Chordata; Mammalia; Didelphimorphia; Didelphidae. The coding region runs from base 902 to 1639 and encodes 245 amino acids.
UCCUGUUCAAAGAUUCCCACUAAGAGUGAUGCGUUGUGCCAGGAGAAAUUGGUUUUUCCUGUGUGGCUUCACAAGUGUGUAUAAUUUGGCAUGCUAGCUGUGACACCUGCCGAGCCAAAAUUUAGCUAAACAAAGAAUCAUCACAAUACUGGGAGCUUGGUACCGCUCAUAGUUUUCUUUAUGUUGACCUGCAGUCUUGGGAGGAUCAGGACUUAAAAUACAGUAAGGCCACCCAACCUUUACAAAUAGAGUGGAAACUAUUUGUUAGGAAAAGUCAAUUGUACAAAUAGCUAUUUUUCAACUCCAUGAAGUUCAACUUUUAGAAAGGUUUCUGAAGAAGCAGGAAGCGGCUCUCCUAUACUUGGAAUUUCAGCUGGGAUGGGGGAGGGGGUGGGCACUACCCAGAUGGUAUUUAGAGUAGAUUACUGAUUAGUAAUCCUUUUCUGCCCUAGAAGAUUAAGGCUAUUCUAGGGGAGUUGUGGUGGUCAGCUGACAGGUUUGUUUAAAUAAAUGGAAAUGCCUUGGUCACUGGCAAAAAAAAAAAAAAAAAAAAAGAUUGACGCCCUGAAUUUUUUAGAAAUGUGUGCCUAUAGGUUAGGUUGGAGGUUCCUUCUCUUUGUUUACUGAAGAAUAUUCAUUUUAGCCCUGCCCAGGUUAUUCAUUGUUGACAGAAAUUAACUGCUCCUCCUGGGAUUGCUCUGGACUAGUCACUUAUUAAACAGAUGUUGUAUUUGCUAGUCAUGGGGAGGAUCUCAAGGGUUUGAAAAGGAAAGAGAAUACUUUGUAGGGGGAAGCAGGAUAUUGAGACUGUGCAGCCUGGAGAGCAGAGCCUAAUGUGCCUAGGGCUAAAUGGAAGAAGAAGCAUGCUGUCAUAAGACCAUGUGCCAUCCAUUUUCCUGGAAUGGAUCGUAGAGAGAUGGACUUAUAUGAGGACUAUAAAUCACCCUUUGAUUUCGAUACAGGAGUGAACAAAAACUAUCUCUACCUGUCUCCUAGUGUAACUACAUCUCCACCUGGAUCACCUACACUACAGAGACAAGGUCUACUGAAAACGGACCAAGUACCAGAAGAAGGGGAAGAUGCUGCUGCUACCAUCAGUGCUACAGAGACCCUGUCAGAAGAAGAACAGGAAGAGCUAAGAAAGGAACUUGCAAAGGUAGAAGAGGAGAUACAGACCCUAUCUCAAGUGUUAGCAGCCAAGGAGAAGCAUCUAGCAGAGAUUAAGAGGAAGCUUGGAAUCAAUUCACUACAGGAACUAAGGCAGAAUAUUGCCAGAGGCUGGCAAGAUGUGACAGCCACAUCUGCAUACAAGAAGACAUCAGAAACUUUGUCUCAGGCUGGACAGAAGGCCUCAGCUGCUUUUUCUUCUGUUGGCUCUGUCAUCACCAAAAAGCUUGAAGAUGUAAAAUUGCAGGCCUUUUCACAUUCUUUUAGUAUUCGCUCCAUUCAACAUUCAAUUAGCAUGCCUGCUAUGAGAAACUCACCUACUUUCAAAUCAUUUGAAGAAAAAGUUGAAAACUUAAAGUCUAAAGUCGGGGGAAAUAAGGCCGCUGGAGGUGACUUUGGAGAAGUUUUGAAUUCUACUGCGAAUGCCACAGCCACAAAAUCUCUGACAGAGCAGACAGAGGAGACCCAGUGAAAUUGUUGCCAUUGGUUCUGCUACCCACUGCCAGAUGCUGCAAGCAAGAUCCAAGCACAUUAAUAGAAUGGCCUUGGCUAUGAGUUUCCAACAAAUGUGUUUUUGUUUAACUUUUGUGUAUUCAUUCAAAAAAUAGUUUGUGGGGUUAACUUUUUUCAAAUUAAAAUGUAGUGAAUGAAUUUAACCUUUUGUUGUUUCCCCCCCCCCUCCUCCAAUCUUCCUUCCGCAAGGAAGCACAAUUUAAAGAUCUAACAAACUGCAUUUUAGGAUACUUAAUUGAUAUCAGCAUUAUGAAAAAUGAAUAUUUUCUGGAAAAAUUCAGUUGAAUGAUCUGAGAAACGAUAAUGAUAUAGUUUAUUUCCAAGUUUAUGAUUCCUCUGGUGCAUUGAUUUAUUUUAUUUCUGAAAAGUUUGCUUUUCUUUUGUAUUUAUUUUGUUGCCAAACUUGAAUGCCAUCCUUUUCACUCUUUUAAGUAAUCCCUCAUUAUUAGAUGCUUUGGUAUAAUAAUUUUUCCCCUUUCUGGUAAUAUCUUCCAGUUAUAAAAAAAAACUCCAACUUAUUUUAAUGACUGUAUGUGAGGGAAUUUCCCUAGGGAUUGUAUGCAAUUAUGUUGAAUUAUGGAAAUCAGUCAUAGUCAUGUAAUAUUUAAUUUUAUAAUUUGUAUAUAACAAGGUUAUAAAAUCCUAGGUGACCUGAGUGUGGGCAGUGUCCCUAUUUCUGGUUUCCCUUGUAUAGAUUUAUUAUCCUUAGUCAAAGAGUAGUAAUUUUGUUGUAUUGGUUACUAAACCACUUUCCCAAAUGUCUGUUUCACACUAGUUAAAAAGAAAUAAUGGGAAGAUAAUUAGCAUAUGACAAUUGGUAUAUUUCAAAUUUGCAUUGAUUUGAUCCAGAAUAUUGUUUAAUAUCUUUUUGAAUUUGUAACACUAAGUGUAUUUGAUUGUCAAACUCAAAAAUUUGUGAUUUUGGUCUAGGUGGUUCUAAAAUGUUAAUUAGAUUUAUAGAAACUUCAUUGACUUCAUUUAUUUCCCUCAGCACCAUUUAAAAUAAAAUGUUAAAGCACACAAAGAUGCACAACAAAUGCAGCAUGGAUUUUUUUUAUACUUAAUACUUUGUGAUGAUUCUUUUGGGGUUGUUAUGGAUGAACACAGCUCAACACCUCCGCCUCAAUGAUUUUCAGUGCUCGAAUCUUCAGUUGAUUUUUGUAGCUGUUGCCUCUAACUUUGAAAACUGGUGGGAAUGAAUACUAUCUUGAAGCCUCUAGUUUAUCCUGAAAGGGGCAAAUAAUGUUAACUCUAAUAACCACUUUUUAAUCAUUUCCAAUCUCUUGUGUUCUGUAAGUUUAUGCAUAUUAUAGUGUUGGUGUUGUUAGUUAUCUGGUUUGUAAUUGUUUUUGUUGUUGAUGUAAAAUAUUCUUUGGAGGCAUGACUUGAUUUGUUAAAGGAUAAUCUCUCUUAUCAAAACCAAAUUUCAAAACCACCACAAGUGUUGUUUUCAAUAAUAUGCUGCAUCCUAAUAGCUAGAGCUUUGUUAGCACUUUAGAUAUAAUUGAUAAAAUACUCUAUUAUAUGUGAAAUGCUUAAUAAAUUCUCUAUCUCAG